AUGAAACAGCGAAUAACCUACGUUGUGCACAAACCCGAAGAGUUCACUCCCGAGCAAAUCGAAAUCACACAAGAUGAACUCGGCCCACGCUUCGCCUUGAAGAAUGUUCAAGCUGCAAAGGAACACCGUAUCACACUCGGGCUAGACGAGCUGCCUAGCAAUAUUGGUAACAUCUUCCAACAGUGGCAUGAACUACAUGUGCGCUGGGCAUCUCCAAAACCUCAUGCAGGCAUUCCACCCUUCACAUCACGUGUCUCGCCUGGUCUACAUGUCUUCUUCACUCCACUGUCCAACACACCCGAAGAUGCCUUGUGCUCGCAACUCCACUGGCUCAUCCCGCCUGAAGUCUCCCGGGAUGACUUGAAGUGUUCAACAACAUCAUCGACCUCCACUAAGCUUCCUAUUCUCUCUGAGCGCUUCUCAAUGUCUGCUACCUCGCAGUUUUACGCCUACCUGGAUAACAUUGGCGCCUAUAAAGGCCCCUGGCAAAGUAUCAUGUGUGAGAAAGGGCCUUUGCAAGCUUAUUGCGAGAAACUUGUGAAUGCUUUCUCCACGGCGCGGUCUGUUGACAUUGACUACGACACUAUUUCCAGAUCAGUGGUCCUGACAGCUCUCUGGCCGGUUGCUGAAAAGGAGUCGUGGGAGAAGGAAAAGGGCUGGACUUCAACACAUAGAUUACCCUCAGCUUGGAUGAUCAAACACGGGGGAUUAUCUCCCAACGAAGUACCCACAGAAGACUCCACAGUCGAGAUCGGCGUCCUGAGUCACGAGGGUAAUGCAGACCCCGAGGACAUACAGUUUGGAGGCUUCCUCACCGUCCUAGGUCAAGACCAAAAGCCAACCCCUUCGUGCAAACUCCACGCCCACCUAACCCUCCCAUCCUACCUCUUCAUUGACAAAUACCAAUUCACAGACGCCCUCUUCCUCGCCUCCAAGAACAUAAAGUCGCUGCGCUCCCUCUCCGGCGCCACCGACCUUGAAGCCCCAGACUGGGUUGUCGAGGAAUGGGGCUCGGCCGCUCUGUUCCAACUUGCCGUGCCCAAGAAAUCGCAAGUCGCGAAAGCAGGAGGAGGAGGAGGAGGUCAGGGAACUUGGAAUAUUAGUAUCCCACUCCACCUUCGCUACUUACCUGCUUCACACACGGGAUACCGCACUGUGCCGGUGCCCUGGCCCGUUGUGUUUUGGGCGUGCCACGCUGAUUCGGGCGCGCAGCAUGCGUCGAAUCCGUUUGAUCGCACGCAUCUGGGGUAUGAGGGCUUGUUUGGGCCCAAGACGAGGUUCUUGCAUGUGGAUCCCAAGCCCGAUGUUGAUGCCAAGGGACAGGAACUUAUCAGGGAGAAGUUACUGGUUGGGGAUGAUUGGCUGGUGGAGUUUAUCAAGGUGCCGGUUUUGGCGACGGGGAGGAGUACGUGGGUUGAGGGGGGCACGGUGGGGAUUGUGCUGGUGGCGUUUGUGGGGUUGUGUUGGGUUUUGUUUGGGAGGAGGGGUGGGAGUGGGAGGAAUGUGGAGGGAGGGGAGAAGAAGGUGCAGUAA
This is a messenger RNA of Pyrenophora tritici-repentis Pt-1C-BFP, 1533 nucleotides long. NCBI's taxonomy places the organism in Eukaryota, Fungi, Ascomycota, Dothideomycetes, Pleosporales, Pleosporaceae. The record is from RefSeq and is a predicted model, not a curated record.